Molecule: messenger RNA, 498 nt
Organism: Epithele typhae
Lineage: Eukaryota; Fungi; Basidiomycota; Agaricomycetes; Polyporales; Epitheliaceae
Exons: 1
Coding region: 1-498 (165 amino acids)
Source: RefSeq, a predicted model, not a curated record
AUGACCUUCAAGACGAGUCUGGGCCGUCAAAGGUCCCCUCAGGCGACCGUCAAAGUGCCUCCGAGUCCUAGGGACAUCCCUCCCCUUUCCUCGUCGACUUGUACAGACCCUCCUCUGCCCCACGUCAACUGCAAGCCCUUCCCCCCCAUAUUGUCCAAGCAGGAGGUGUGGGCAUAUGGCUACCAUUUCGACCACAUCAAAGUUUACAAACGGAUGGCUGAGGAGAAUGCGGAGUUGGAGAAGAUCACACCAGAGCACUUUGCCAUUCAGCUCCCGGCCCAUAUACGCAAACUCGUCGACACCCGGGGUAAGGCCACCGAAGUUCGCCUGAUUGAGGGCAAGAAUGUGAACCACCUGACCCCAGACUUUGUGGUAACAUUGUUCCGGUUGACGGCUAAGGCGAUGGCCGAUCUCCCACUGGAGGAGGACGUCGAGGUCAUCUCAGACCUAAUGGGGUGUGAGCCGGAGUGGUGGCAGGUCGUGAUCUGGGACAUUUAG